AUGAAUGGAAUUUUUGCAAUUGAAAAGCCCAGCGGAAUUUCGUCGAGCCAGUUUCUAUUGAAACUGCAAAAUGUGCUGAUGAGCAGUUCAGUAUUCUCUAAAGAGAUUCAACGGGCUACAGCGGAAAGAAUGCAGCAGUUCCAACGAGAAACAGGAAAGGUGCCAAGCAAGCGGAAAUUGCGGAAAGUUUCUAAGGUAAAAAUGGGUCAUGGCGGGACCUUGGAUCCACUAGCAUCGGGUGUGUUAGUAAUUGGUGUCGGGACCGGUACCAAAAAGUUGGGACAGUAUCUUUCAGGCACCGUCAAAGUUUACGAAAGCGAGGCGCUUUUCGGGGUUUCGACCACGUCUGGAGACGUAGAGGGAGAAAUCUUGUCAAUGCAUGCAGUUGACCAUCUCACAAUGGCAGAACUCAAAACCAUGGAACAGAAACUUGUAGGAACGUUAAAACAAACGCCUCCGAUUUUCGCGGCUCUUAAAAUGAACGGAAAGCCUCUACAUCAAUACGCACGCGAAGGGUUGCCCCUUCCCCGUGCCAUUGAACCUAGACAGGUAGAAAUACACAGCUUGCAAAUCUUCCCCGACUCGCUGAAUACAGAUCAUGGUUAUCAGCUCCUGAGACCCACAACCAAGGAAAGUGAGGAAACUGUGUCAGGCUUGAGCCACCAAAAGAAUUUGUUGACCGAUACAUUGUAUUUUUCUAAACAAUAUUGCGACUCGCAAGGGUGGGAAACAGAAAAUGCUCAAGUGGAGCCGCCUUUUACUUUGAACGACGAACAAAUUCAUGCUUUGAUCGAGAAAGGUGACGAAUACCGUGCUCCUUUGUUGCACUUCAAGGCCAAAGUCUCGUCUGGCACAUACAUAAGAUCGCUGAUCAGUGAUAUCGGCAAAGCAAUGCGCUCAUCGUCGUACAUGGUAAAACUGAUUAGGUGCCAGCAGCAGGAUUGGGCUCUUGACAAACAGAAUGUUUUCAAAAUGGAGGAUUUCACUGAAAAUGAUGAAGCGGUGUGGACCGAAGUUCUGGAGAAAGUUUUGGAAAAAGGUUCUGCAGUGAACGUCGGAGAAGAAAUGGUGAAAGCUCAAGAAAAGGUCAGCGGCCUGCAACAAGAGUUGAAUGUCCAGGCGCAACGCGAUUCAGCGGCUGACGUCAGUGGCCCAGAGCCUGCGGUAAGUGAUGAAGCGCCAGCUGCGGGCACGAAGCGACCUCUCGAAGGUGAGGAAGAAGAGAAUCACUCUCGACUAGGCCCCAAUGAUGUGUAG
This is a messenger RNA of Lachancea sp. 'fantastica', 1257 nucleotides long. The record is from the annotation of a GenBank genome assembly. Lineage: Eukaryota; Fungi; Ascomycota; Saccharomycetes; Saccharomycetales; Saccharomycetaceae.